Molecule: messenger RNA, 705 nt
Organism: Zychaea mexicana
Lineage: Eukaryota; Fungi; Mucoromycota; Mucoromycetes; Mucorales; Lichtheimiaceae
Exons: 6
Coding region: 1-705 (234 amino acids)
Source: RefSeq, a predicted model, not a curated record
AUGUCUUACUUUGCUCGCGUAAGAUUUAACGAUUGGAAAGUGGAAGACGCUAUCAAAUACCAUAAAGAAAAAAAUCCUGAUGCUGACAAGUUACCGCUACAAUUGGUUUUGGAUGAUCUUAGCCAUCUAGCGAAAGGUGAUCACAAUGGAAAAGGAGAAGCUGCUUGGAAGUUCUUAAGUACUAUGGAGAAUAUUCUGAAAGCUCAAUCAUGUCAAGUAACUGGUGGCAACAUCUCAGUCGGCAAUAUCUCUAGUUCAGUUACGCAAAUUGGCAACACCGUGCAAGUACCAGAAGGCAGCAACAUUAACGUUAACGUGAAGUUAAAGAUUUUGCCUAUUCUCUACCCCCGGUGGUCGUCAACCAUCGAUAUGGACGUCGAAGAACCCUUCCCUUGUGAUUUGUCGCCAAUCAUCUCCAACAUUUACUCCCCCAAGGAACCUGAAGGCUUGGACGACUCUUUUUGGAUGAUUGGUGACUUUGAUGUGGUUUCUGAAUUAAAGACGUUUUGGGAAGUAUCAUCACAUUUAGCUAUGACACAAGGAAACAUCAGUGAUACUCGUAUCUUGGCCCUACACCGUAUUUUCCCGUUUCUCAUCAAUCAAAAAGACUCCAUCACUAUGUAUAUUGACCAUCAUGAUGAAAUUUUCAAUGAACUCAAGAUGCUUACUUUUGGAUGUCCGUCGUUGGAGGACAUCCUGACAUAA